UCCAUUUCCCUAACUCGAGCUGGCGAUCGAUCUCUUCCAUCGAAGAAGACGCCACCCUUGUUCUUCAAAGGAGAGACGGAGCUUUGUAGUUGUAGAGAUAGAUACGCAUAGUUGCUCAGAGGCCAAGGCGAUCGAUCAUGGAGACGAUGGCGGCGAGGUACGGGAAGAGGGACCAACAGGCCGUGGGGUGCGGGCAGUGCUUCCAGAUGCCGCUGCACUACCCGAGGUACAGCAAGGAGGACUAUGAGGCCAUGCCCGAGUGGCAGCUCGACCGCCUGCUCUCCGAGUACGGCCUGCCCGUCGCCGGCUCCCUCCAGCAGAAGCGCAGCUUCGCCAUGGGCUCCUUCCUCUGGGGCGGCAGCGGCCACUGAGCUAGCUCGAGUUGCCUACUACCUUUCCUGAUCUUGAGCAGCGGCACGUAUCGGUGGUAUCUAUCUAGAGAGAGAUCACUUUACUAGGAAAUAGUUUCCGUACUUGCAUACACUAUAUGUAUAUUAUUACUGUGCCUAUGCGCAUAUCUGACUAUCAGUGUGCUUGUGAGAGAGACUAGUAAUAUAUCUAGUUUUGUGAUCAGGUUUUGUAGGUUGCUAUAUGUUACACGAUCGACAUGCAUGUAUCUAUCUCUGCCUCUCUGGUGAGGAUCGAGAUGACGAGGUCUUACUUAACACUGGCGCUUAAUACCGUUGUUGCUACCUAGGUAACUAGAUCUCAUACUAGCACGUUGCGUCUUGUAACAUAAUGUACCGUGAGUAUAUACAUAUGUACUUUUGUCUC
Phragmites australis (common reed) is the source of this 774-nucleotide messenger RNA. RefSeq lists its product as uncharacterized. The record is from RefSeq and is a predicted model, not a curated record. NCBI's taxonomy places the organism in Eukaryota, Viridiplantae, Streptophyta, Magnoliopsida, Poales, Poaceae. Bases 138 to 371 code for a protein of 77 amino acids. The transcript has a single exon.